This is a messenger RNA of Aspergillus fischeri NRRL 181, 2619 nucleotides long. RefSeq lists its product as uncharacterized. Lineage: Eukaryota; Fungi; Ascomycota; Eurotiomycetes; Eurotiales; Aspergillaceae. The transcript has 2 exons. Bases 1 to 2619 code for a protein of 872 amino acids. The record is from RefSeq and is a predicted model, not a curated record.
AUGGCUCUCAAGCGGAAUACUGUGCAAUUUGCGAGUUUACCCAUCAUCAGACGGACAGGAGCCUUGACCGAGUCGAGCCAACUGCGCUGGGAUGUAGAGCCACAGCAUGCAGCGGCAAGUGAAAGUAGACGACGAAGUGCUGAUGAUAUCAAUAUAGCAAUUUUACAUCGCCAAAUGAAUACACAGGGACGUAUACUUAGAAAGCCAUUGCCCAGUGAGAUUAUACGACGCUCGCAUUCCAAGGCGCUGUCGAGCUCUUUUGCGUCAAAAGCUCAACUACCAAGCAUUUUGAGAAGAAAAACAGUGUCGACGAUGACGAAGAUAUAUCGAAAGCCACUAAAAACCGACGAUAAGCGCCGAUUCCCUGUCGAUGCAACCGUAGCGACAGGCUAUUGCGUGGACUCAAACUGUGGGAAAGAGGCUGGCCUUACACAAGCAAACGCCAAGCCACAGGAACGAGGUGAAUUGUUGACGGCUCCAUACCAGAAUGCUGCAUUUUAUUCUGGCCUCGGCGACAAGAUCACCAAUAAAAAUGCGAUUGACGAUGGAAAGAUGAGUCCUGGUAGUGCAGAAGACGCAGAAGCACCGCCACCUACGGGCGCUCAUUUUUUAGACCGUGUCUGGCGGGGCUUAGAGCAAUCCCCUGUCGACCUUGCAACUAGUACAAGGCUCUCUGUUCCACCUCCUCUUCGUCGCAUAAGCGUUCCCUCCAUCUCCACCCCGGGCACACUGGAGGCGUAUUCAGGCCUGCAGCCAUCAUCCAGGCUGGGACUGGGUGAGUUGACUUUGAGUUUGACUUUUCUCUUAUAUCUUUAUUCACGAUGUCCCUAUAAUGACCUUGCGAUGAGCACUUACUCCGAAUACGAGCUGACCGAGUCCCCAGCACGGCCGUCCCAAUCUGCAAGUGCAAGAGCAGAGAUUAGUCUUAAUCUUAUUGGCGUCGGUCAACCCGGAAAUCUUAAUCCCAGCGACAUGCUGAGUCCCGCGAAUCAGACGCCUGUUCCUAGUGUUGCUGGCACGGCUACCACUCCGAGUCCUGGCCUCAGCCGUUGGCAUGCUCGGAAGAGCCGCGAUGAGGCUGAAAUUUUCACUCAUUCCAGAGGGGUCAGCCGUUCGUCUGCGAACCCUGCUUUUUCUUAUGAAUCCGGCUCUGUCGCUGGCUCAAGCAGCCCGCCGACAGGUUCAAAUGCGCAGAUCUCGCAGGAUGACCUCUUUGACGCUGACCUGGCUGCAAGAGAAUCACCUCCGCGGAAGCUAGCAUCUCCCAAGAUCAAACCGCCCAUGGAGAAGUUUAGAUUGUUCAGACGGAAUCGCGGUCCAUCGUUCUCUGAUGAGCCAUCGCCCAAAACUGACCGGUCGCGUCGCGGAGCUUUUGAUAGGCUGGGUGCAUGGUUUAGUCGUUCUCAACAGCAACAGCAGCAGCAGCAGCAGCAGCAAAAUACGACUCAGGCGCAUGGACGUGCUCCCGAGUCGUCUGUUGCGCAGACAAUGGAAUGGCUUCGUCCGGUGUCGUCGCAUCCAGCACCAGGACAUACACGCUUCUACUCAGACGACCGGACUGGUCGUGGUCGGCGCCGGUCAAACGUGGAGAGUCAGACAUCGUUCGAGGGACAGCAUCCACCGCCAGAGGGAUACUUUGCGCCCGAGUCCUUCUCUCGCUUCCGCCGCUCGCCCCGGGCCUCCAAGAGCAGCCAGCAAUUAGCAUCUGCAGCACCAGCAUCUCUAUCCCACCAACCUGACAGCCGGCUCGCUCCGCCAGACAGACUGCCGUCACCCGCUGGCUCCUUUUCAUACAGCGGCAGGGCCUCCCCACAAUCACCACCACCACCUGCUCCUCCACCACACCUUCACCUCCAUCACCAGCAACAGAUGACAGUACCACCGAGCCCCCAUCAUCCCCAACUCUCUCCACAGCUCUCUCCCCAAUUCUCUCCACCACCGCAUCUCGCCUCCCCGAUCCCCCAAGCUAUCCCCCGCACCCCGCCCUCCCGCGGCCGCAGCGUCGACCGCGCCUACACGCAAGACCUCCACAUCCGCUCCCGCAGCCCUAAGACCUUCCCCCCACGCCCGGAAGAACGCAGCUACCCCAGCACCGACACCUCCGACCCAGCCAACAACCUAGGAACCUUCCGCAGCAACCCGCGCACCAGCCGCAUCGGCGACCAGGAACUGCCCUGGAAACUCACGCUGCCGAGCGACUCGGACGAGGAACGCGCCGCCGCCGCCGGCACGACCGCCACCGCGCGCGAGGGGGAGGAAAGUUGGCUGGAGAGUACCACGCAGCGGCUCCUGCAGUCGUCGCGGCUGCCGACCUACGAGGAGGACUCGGAGGUGCACGGGCAGCCGCAUCGGCCUGUUGUUGCGGAUGAGAAGGCUGCAGGUGAUCAAACUGGGGGCCAAAGUCGCGAGCAAGGGCAAGGUCCAGGGCAAGGGCAAGGGCAAGUGCAGAGCCAGCGCCAUCCGCACCGCGGCGAGGCGAGGGCGAUCAAUCCCGACGAUGCACCGGUGGAAUUGCCUGUGCAGUGGGAUGACGACUCGGGCGAGGAGAUCACCAUGUCGAGUACAGCGUAUCCGGGGCAGGAGUGGAAGCCGUUGGGGUUCUCGGGGUGGGAGUACUAG